AUGGCAACCAAGGUUGAAACAACACUCACGCCCCCUGAGAUUGACCUAGUUCAUUCCCCCUCGCCGGAAUACAGAUCCAAGGCAUCUCGUAAUGGACCCCGCUCCCGGAAUGGCUGUUGGACUUGUCGCACAAAGAAGGUCAAGUGUGACGAAGUGAGGCCAAAGUGCUGCCGUUGCAUCCGCCUCAAGCUGCUCUGCGAUUACUCUCCACGCAUGAGACGAAGCACCGCCAACCGGAUUGUCAAUGAAAGUACACGAGCAAUCGCCAAGUUUGCCCGAGACCAGCCAUGGAGUCCAUCCUUGCCGGCGCAUAUGUCGGAGCUAGCGAAUAGUGCGUCUUCAAUAGAUCUGACAUCUGCAGAUCACGAAGCAAUCAGGUAUUACCGGACCACGUUUGCCAGAUUGCACCAUACAAAGAACCCUGAUUAUGGGCUGUACGCCAUCAUUUUCAACAUCGCCGAGAGAGAACCAAUUGUCAUGCGUGUUGUUUUGGCUCUCGGCGGACAGGAACUGGAAUUUCGGAAACGAGGAUCCGACCAAGAGCUGGCAGAUACCCGAACGGUCACGCCUUUGCACCACUAUGCGGCAGCCUUGAGGAUGUUUGCUGAGGCGGUGGACGGGAGCCCAGGACCCGACGGUCGGCAAUUGGACCUGGAUGCAAUCUUGGCAGCCAUCUUUCUCAUGCUCUGGUAUGAGAAAAAGUUUGGAGAUGCAUCCUGUCGAGGAUUUGCCAACCACCUGGCCGGCGCAGCCCGAGUGGUCUGGCAUCGUUGCCGCAAUGAAGUGUUUAAGCGUGCCUUGCAUGAGCCCCAAGACCAGGAAAAGAGAUUGGCCCUUGUCCGAAUGGGCGACGAUGCCCAAGAUAGAGAACGCAUACUCUCACAGUUCUCAGCCCGUAUUCUAGUGCAUCUUUGCAUUUACGACAGCGUGGCUGCCGGUCAUGGCCUCGGCGGGCAUCUGGUCGAGACCCUAAACCAAGCACUCGCUUUUACAAACGGCACGUCCUUAUAUCAGGACAGGUCAGACUCAUUGCAUCGAUUCUCAUACGGUCUCUAUAGAGUCAUGUGGGCUCAAGACUACCCGCAGGAGGAGAUGCUUGACGACCUAGAGAAUCGCACAGUAUACUGCAUGGCUGCCUCCAUCGUGCAGCUUCGAUUCAUGAUUUCUAGUCUAGACAAUCUGGAUCUCGAGGCCGCCAAAACAUGCUUCACCGAGAUCCAGGCCGUCUUCAAAGCCACUGAUGUUGAAUUUGAAGAAAUAUUUGGCAUUGCAAGCGACCUAGCGCCCAAUUUUGACAGCCCAAAACGCCUAGUUUGCAAUAUCCGUCAAUUGGUACCUCAGUAUUACGGAAUCAAAAUUCAGCUCGCACGCACUCUUCGCAGGCUAGGGUUGCCGUAUAAAGAGCCGACAGAAGAGUUUGUUGGACUCAUCAUGACACUCUCUAUGCAGGCGCUGCGGCACAGGGGUGACGACGCUAUGGUUAGGGUGGCAGAUGCCUUGUUCAUGGCUGCGAUUGAGACGAAGGAUGAAUCCCGGAGAGAUUGGUUCAUCGCUAGGUUCCAAGCCCUGUGUGCAUAUGGGUGUAACUAUUCUCGCGCACAUCGAUUACUAGUGCGCGCGUCGGCAACAAGAAGUCGAAACGGCAGAACAGGUCCACUUACAGAGGAGGAGGUUUCCAACGCCAUGGUAUCUGAUACAGGAGAGGUUGAAAGAUUUGUUAUCUGA
This is a messenger RNA of Pochonia chlamydosporia 170, 1725 nucleotides long. Its product is annotated as C6 zinc finger domain-containing protein. Gene Ontology annotation, cellular component: nucleus. Bases 1 to 1725 code for a protein of 574 amino acids. Gene Ontology annotation, biological process: positive regulation of transcription by RNA polymerase II. The transcript has a single exon. Lineage: Eukaryota; Fungi; Ascomycota; Sordariomycetes; Hypocreales; Clavicipitaceae. Gene Ontology annotation, molecular function: transcription cis-regulatory region binding; DNA-binding transcription factor activity, RNA polymerase II-specific; zinc ion binding. The record is from RefSeq and is a predicted model, not a curated record.